Molecule: messenger RNA, 1239 nt
Organism: Durusdinium trenchii
Lineage: Eukaryota; Dinophyceae; Suessiales; Symbiodiniaceae
Source: the annotation of a GenBank genome assembly
AUGAGAGCGGCGGGACCUCUUCGGAAGAACUGGCUGCCGCAAGAUUGCGUGCUCGUUCGAUACAUCAGUGACCCGACUUUGCUUCACUGGAGAUGUGUGAUGCUGUGCUUGUAUGGAGACAACGUGGUGGUGCUGACCCCAGAUAGAGACUUGGAGUCAACUAGGCUUGCCACUGGAUCAGUGUACUCUGAAAUCAGGAAGAUGACAAGUGGGAAGCUUCCCGCUGGAAUCCGGGAGCGGGAGACCUACUUGCCCAAGCACUCUCCGAAUGGUGUCAUCCUGCACGAUGAGAUGAGGACCCUGAUGUCUAAUGCAGAGAGACGGUUUGCCGCUGAUGGUACUCGUCGACGUGUUGUGGGAAGACUAGAGGAACCGGAAGGUGUUGUGUCUCCGGAGGCUCAAGCCCAAGCUCCUCCUCACCAACAGCCCCCGGAGCAAGGACCCGAAGGGGAACAGCGGUGGCUGGUGGUCUACGCCUCAGAUGGUCGAGGGGUAGGUGAUGAAAUGGCGAUUGGAGCUGACGUGCAGAGGUUGUUCGUUGGUGGGAAAGAGUUCAGCAUGUUCAGUGAUGAUGGGCGAGAGGAUUUCCACUUGGUACAAAGAGCCGCUCUUGCUGGGGUCAAUGUUGAGCCUCCGGCAGAACGGGAUCUUCGGAUCCUUCCAGUCAUCUUCGAUUCGGCCGAGGAAAGGUGGCGCACUGUGUCGGAGGCGGUGCCGGAAUUCGAGGACGUGGAGUUUGACGAUUACCCCCUGCAGGGUCCUCGCACUGUCAGUCAUGACACUCGCCAGCUUCGCCGAUUGGGGCUUGACUUUGUUCAGCAUCACGAGUCUUGGCUAAAAAAGAGUGGUGUGAGGCCCACUGACAGGUCAGUCCACGAGCACUCUUCGGUCUGCCGGGCGCUGAACCUGAUGAUGUGCUAUGACCAGCUCAACUUGCCGGCCAUUGCGGCUGCUGAAGCUCUGAAUAGGCGUCGGACUUUGAUCGAACAUGCUCACCAAGGGCGACCAGAUGCCCCUUCGUACGAAGGCGCAGAGGAUUUCCUGGGAGUGAGAGAAAGUGCUGAUGGAUCGAUAGUUGACCCAGCUUUGGCGGCUUUUGCGGCAAAGAGACAAGCAACCAAAGCGGAGGUGAUGAAGCAGACUCGCCUGGCAAGUGAGGAGAAGAGACUCAGUCGCAAAGGCGAGGGCAAGGGCAACAAGGAGAAGGAGGAUGGGGGCAAAGCCCCAGGAAAGCCCUGA